Messenger RNA from Lactuca sativa (garden lettuce), 1197 nucleotides. The record is from RefSeq and is a predicted model, not a curated record. Lineage: Eukaryota; Viridiplantae; Streptophyta; Magnoliopsida; Asterales; Asteraceae.
AUGGCUAACUUUAAUAUGAACACGAUGACCUCUUAUUCUCAUCUUCUCGGUUCAUCAACAAAAAUCCUUAUGUUGAUUCCAAAAUACUAUGAUCAAUGGGUUCAUCAUAUGGAAGACUAUCUGAAUGGAAUCGACGAAGAUCUAUGGAAAUGCAUCAUUGGUAAAGUCCAUUCUCUGACUAUGUUACAAAAUGUUGGAACUGUUGCUGCAAGUAAAGAUGUUGCUCAACAAGCUGAAAAACAAAAGAAAAACGAGAAAAGAUGUAUGCGCGAACUCCGUGGUGCUCUUCCUCCAGUUGUUUACAACUAUUUGCAUAGCUGCAAGACAUCAAAAGAAAUUUGGGACAUAUUGAAGGAAAAGUACCAAGGGAGUGAGAAGACUAAGAUAAGUUAUGUUAAGCAAUAUCUGCUUGAAUUAGGAGAAUUCAAGCAGAAAGAAGGUGAAUCAAUUAAGAUGUAUUACGAUCAUCUGAAUGAAAUAAUCUACAAGUGCAACAAAUAUGGAGUCAUCAGGUCAAUAAUGGAGUUCAACCUGACUUUCAUCAUGGGACUUCGUAAGGAAUGGCGUAAUGUCAGCUUGAUGAUAAAAAAUCAACAAAGUUUUGACUACUUUUUUCUAAGUGAUCUUUACAAUGUGUUGAAGGCGCAUGAAAAUGAAGUAAAUGAGAUUGUUGAGGAAACGAGGAAUAGUUUGGGUGGUCCUCUGGCGCUGAUGUCGAAUGUGGCAAGUAAAGAAGUUGAGAAAGAAACAUUUGAAAAUGAGGGUUCGGAUGAUGAAGGUUUGAUCGUUAAUUCUGAAGAUGAAGCAGUGGAUUUUUACUCGAACAACCGAGUGAAGAAAUUCUUCAAAAAUCCAUUUAAUUCGAAGUCAAGAGCAAGUGAGAUGAAAGGAAAUUCUUCUAGGAAGAAUGUGAAUGAUGAGAAGAGAAUUGGGAAAAUGGAAGUGAAGACUGAGGAAGCGAAGAUAGAGAAGAAGAAGCUCAAAGGAGAUUCAGGGUUCAACUGCGAUUAUUGCAAUGGUGUGAACCACAUGGCUAGUGAGUGCAUGCUCAAGAAGAGAGAUGAGAAAAAGAGUAAAGUCAAGGAUGAAUCCUACUAUGUAGAGAGGCUUGAAGAAGUAAGAGCGAAAACUAAAGGAAUGUCUUUGGUUGUGAAGGGAAUUGAUGAUGAGGAAGCGACGUAUCAAUCUGGUCUUUAG